Rhincodon typus (whale shark) is the source of this 1257-nucleotide messenger RNA. It is a transcript of the gene psmd7, whose product is annotated as proteasome 26S subunit, non-ATPase 7. Lineage: Eukaryota; Metazoa; Chordata; Chondrichthyes; Orectolobiformes; Rhincodontidae. The transcript has 8 exons. Gene Ontology annotation, cellular component: proteasome complex; proteasome regulatory particle. The record is from RefSeq and is a predicted model, not a curated record. Bases 38 to 1075 code for a protein of 345 amino acids. Gene Ontology annotation, biological process: proteasome-mediated ubiquitin-dependent protein catabolic process. Gene Ontology annotation, molecular function: metallopeptidase activity; protein binding.
UCUGAUUGGAGGACUCAAGUGCGGAUUGGUAGGACGAAUGGCCAGAGAUUUGGGAGGCAACGACAUACAGUCCGGCAUUUCAGUCUAUUUCACAAUUAGCCCCGGGCGCUCGGACACGAUGCCGGAUCCUGUGGUGGAGAAAGUGGUCGUUCAUCCGCUGGUGCUGCUGAGCGUCGUGGAUCAUUUUAACAGAAUAGGAAAAGUUGGAAAUCAAAAAAGAGUAGUCGGAGUGUUGUUGGGUUCCUGGCACAAAAAGGUGCUUGAUGUUUCAAAUAGUUUUGCAGUUCCAUUCGAUGAGGAUGAGAAAGAUGAUUCUGUGUGGUUCCUGGAUCAUGAUUACUUGGAAAACAUGUAUGGAAUGUUUAAGAAAGUGAAUGCCAGGGAAAGGAUUGUUGGAUGGUACCACACUGGACCUAAGUUACACAAAAAUGACAUCGCUAUCAAUGAACUGAUGAAACGAUACUGUCCUAAUUCUGUUUUGGUUAUCAUUGAUGUCAAACCAAAAGACUUGGGGCUCCCUACAGAGGCUUACAUUUCAGUAGAGGAAGUUCAUGAUGAUGGAACUCCAACUUCCAAAACAUUUGAACAUGUCACUAGUGAAAUUGGAGCAGAAGAAGCAGAAGAGGUUGGAGUAGAGCACUUGCUACGAGAUAUUAAGGAUACUACAGUAGGAACACUGUCACAGCGAAUCACAAACCAAGUGCAUGGUCUCAAAGGACUGAACUCAAAAAUUUUAGAGAUAAGAAAUUACUUGGAGAAGGUGGCCACAGGGAAGUUGCCCAUCAACCAUCAAAUUAUUUACCAGUUGCAGGACGUCUUCAAUCUACUGCCUGAUGUUAAUCUGCAGGAGUUUGUGAAAGCCUUUUACCUGAAGACGAAUGAUCAAAUGUUGGUGGUGUAUCUUGCUUCACUUAUCCGAUCAGUAGUUGCUCUACACAACUUAAUCAACAAUAAAAUUGCCAAUAGAGAUGCAGAAAAGAAGGAAGGGCAAGAAAAGGAAGAAGGAAAGAAAGAGAAGAAAGAUGACAAAGAAAAAUGUGAAUCGAAGAAGGAAGAAAAGAAAGACAAAAAAUAAAUUGUGUAGUGCUUUUAUAUUAAAAAAAGACCUUCAAUUUGAACACUCUGCAUUGAGUGGGAAUGUUAAUAUCUUGACUUAAUUAAAAGGGCCAACAUUUACAGCCAUUGUGUUUGCAUGGGCCAGUUUUCUGUACAAUGUACAUGUUUAAUCUUGAAAAAUUAUAAAUAUUGCUUUACUAA